AUGGCAUUCGAUCACUGUAUGCGCGAUAUUUCACUCUUCCGUCCCGGUCUCUGCAAAACUACUCUUCCCGGUCUCUACAAAACGUUGGAUAAAGUGAAGAAAGCGAUCCUUGGAAAAAACGAUGAGAUCAUCACAAUGCUGAAGAUUGGUCUUUCCUUCCACGAAAACUCACGAACGGCCCGCGCCCUCUCGGCGGCCACAUUCACAGCUGAGGGAGCUGUUGAGACGGUCUCGCAAAGACAAGUGCCCGCAAUCUUCGGCAAAUCUCGCUACACGCCACUCCACGAGCAAAACGUUCCACCACCACAGCCACCAGUGGAUCCAAAUACCUUGUUCAUGGCCUGUUGUGAACAACGAGGUCUUCCCGAUGCAUCUCGUGCUAUGAGCGCUUUGAGAACA
Mesorhabditis belari is the source of this 399-nucleotide messenger RNA. NCBI's taxonomy places the organism in Eukaryota, Metazoa, Nematoda, Chromadorea, Rhabditida, Rhabditidae. The record is from the annotation of a GenBank genome assembly.